AUAUAUUUUCCAAUGUUUCUCUGGGUUUUAGGAGUAUUAGUGCAAAUUUUCUCAAAUAGCAAUGAGAAUUACCUACAGUGCAAAGUCAGUGCCUGCAAAGGAGUGAAAAGUUAUCUGCAACUUAACCUAGAAGAAAGAUGAAAAGAUAGACCAGAAAAUAAGUAAAUAACAACUUGCUUUAGGCACAUUUUAAGGACCCACCAAACCAUUUUCCAGGAUAAGCCAUCCAUGAUGAAAAGACGAGGACCACCUGUGCAAAAGUCCAUGAUGGACUUUUUCUCAAAGAAAAGUAAAAACAGAAACAGCCUGGAUCCACAGCCAUCUGUCCCAGCCUGUGAUCCUCCGAGCACCCCUUCUCCUACUCCUGGACCAGAGAUGCCCACAGCAACAGCAGGAGCCUAUGCAGAGGAGGAUCGCCCCUUGGCCCUGGAGUCUCCUGUGACGGGUCCUGGCCCUGGAACCUCAUCCUUCACGCCAUCUGAAAAUCAGUCAGCAGGCUCUCCAGACCAGAGUGGUGGCGAUUCAGAGGACAUUGUUGGAAUCCCAGAUGAUAGGCCUGUUCUGCCUCCGAAUGACUUCGGUUUUUUUAUCGCAAAGAAAACCAGCGAUGAAGAAAAGCUAGAAGGACUGACCAAACGAUGGUGUCCCUCCGAGAAAAGUCAGUUCCCUGUUUCGUAUCACACAAAGAAUGGGGUGUCCCGGCCGAGGUAUCUUCUCCGGCAUCACUUGGAUACAUACAAGUGGCUGGCUGUAUCCAGAAAGGGGAACUUAUCUGGUGCAUGGUGUAGUGUUUGUGUGCUUUUUGGCGAAACUCUUGAUGAAGGCGAAGGUGCACGUGGAGGUAAAGGCAGGUCGAAAGGCAAGCUGGUGAGCCGCCCCCUUGUCGACUUUUCUGACUUGACCGGCAAGAAUGGUGCUCUGGUUUCGCAUGCCCAGUCAGCAUCCCACCAGGCCAAUGCUGCAAAGGCUGCCAGCUUUACGAUCGCAAUGAAGGAUCCAAAGAAAAGCAUCGAUGCAGUGAUGGACACAGCGAGCGAGCGCGAGGUCAGGCGUAACAGGGCAGUACUGACGUCAAUCAUCGAAACGCUCAAGUUUGCUGUGACGCAAAACAUAUCACUGCGAGGCCACCGUGACGAUGGGCGAAUUGAUGGGAGUGGUACUCAGCCAGCCGAAAACGAUGGAAACUUUAAAGGGCUGCUCCGAUUUAGGCUUCAGAGUGGCGACGAAGUACUGAAAAGGCACCUGCAAGAUGGUUCUGGUAACGCGCUUUACACGAGCAAAACAGUCCAGAAUGAGCUCCUCGACGUCCUCAGGACUUUGGUGCAGGAACGUGUGACAAACAAGGUGCAAAAGGCUCAAGUAUGGGCGUUGAUGGCUGAUGACACUACAGACAUUUCAAACAGAGAGCAGAUGGCUGUGGUGGCUCGAUAUGUAGACGAAAAUGAGAGUGGCCAACUCGUAAUUCGGGAAGACCCUGUCGCUCUUCUGGAUGUGAUGGACGUCAUUCGGCGGUCCGCGAACGGCCCAGAGCUGAAGAUGUCGGGGAAGAACCUCGCAGAAGCGCUGCUAGGCAGUAUCCGCAAGCUGGGCCUGGACACUUCUCGCCUUGUAGCCCAAUGCUACGACGGCGCGGCUGCUAUGUCGAGUGAGCGGGUGGGCGUGGUGGCACAAGUGAAGGAAGCCGCACCACUGGCAGAGUAUUUCCACUGUGCGUCUCAUGCAUUGAAUCUAUCGACGUCACUCAUCAACAAAGUGGAUUUGGUAAGAAAUGCCUUGGGGACAAUGGAGACUGUCGUCGUUUUUCUAACAGAUGGUGCAAAGCGGGGCGAAAUCCUGCGCUACGCACAGUCAUCAAAGAUGGACGGCGAUAAGAGGCUCAAGCUGAUCAAACUGUGCCAAACACGGUUUGUCGAAAGGCAUCUCGCUGUGGAGCGUUUCUUGGAACAGCUCAGCGCUAUCCACCUGGCACUGGAGCAGAUCGCCACGUGGCAAGAUCGGCGCUCCAGUUCGAAGGCCACGGCGCUUCUGAGUGCCAUCUCGAGGACCGAAUUCCUGGUAGGUCUGGUCGUAGUUGAACGGUUGGCCGGCAUCCUUCGGCCAUUGGCUCUGGCACUUCAGGAUAAGCAGCUGGACCUCACUAAAGCCCUACAGUUGGUAGAUGCGGUGAAGUCCGUGCUGACGGAGCAGAGAGCCUCCAGUGAAAAGGAAUUCGCUGUGUUGAUGCGGACGGUGGAAUGCGCUGCAGAGAAGCUGAGUGUAGAGGUGAGGAAGCCGCGUCUGCCAGAAAAGUCCGUCUACCGGGGAAAUGCAGGCAGGGAUCUCUCCACAGAAGCCUACUACCAGAUCACGGUCUUCAAUCCUGCCGUGGAUCUCGUCCUGCAAGACAUCAACCUGCGCUUCGGCAAGCACACGCAGCUGACCGCGAGCCUCAGCAAACUCCUGCCAAAGAAAACAGUUUCUACGGAGUGGUCUGACGUGGAGCCAGCCUACGAGCAGUUUAAAGGUCUCCUAGGAUCAGUAACUGACUCGCAGGUGAAAGCCGAGUUCAGCGUGUGGAAAGCCAUGUGGCGUGAUAAACCCAAGGAAGAAGUUCCGACGACUGCUAUCAGUUCCCUCAACGCGUGCCCGGCUGAAAUCUUUCCAAACGUACAUAUGCUUCUAAAGGUACUCAGCGUGCUACCAGUAACAACCGCAGAAGCCGAGCGCGUGUUUUCCAAGGUAGCUAGGACACUGACAGCGCUCAAAACGACCAUGACCGAGGGUCGGCUCGAGGCGCUCGUUCUGCUUCAGGUACAUCGGGACCACAUGCCGGCGACCAGCGAGGUCAUCAACCGCUUCGCUGCGUCUGCCUGUCGCCGUCGGGAGUUCCGAUUGCGCCUGUAGCGCGACGCGAUCCUGAUCCUGCGCGAUGUGGCCCUGACCCUGCGCGAUGUGAUCCUCGACUGCUCAAUGUUAUCCUCAUCCUGUGCGAUGUGAUAUUGAAAGGCUGACCAUAUAUGUAUGUACAUACAUAAUAUACAUUCGGUUCUGCGCCAGACGUGUCAACUGUCAUCACUAUCAGAUGUC
Molecule: messenger RNA, 3066 nt
Organism: Amphibalanus amphitrite
Lineage: Eukaryota; Metazoa; Arthropoda; Thecostraca; Balanomorpha; Balanidae
Product: 52 kDa repressor of the inhibitor of the protein kinase-like
Exons: 3
Coding region: 229-2883 (884 amino acids)
Molecular function (GO): protein dimerization activity
Source: RefSeq, a predicted model, not a curated record